AUGGAGGUGGAGCACCGGCUGGACAGAGCCUUUCAAGUACUUUGGGAGAAGCUCGAGGCCCUCCUGUUCCCAUCACCCCAUGAGAAAGAGCCAGAAACACACUUGCGCACUCACCCAAGCAAGGUUAAACGCAAGCCUGUACAGACACCCCGAGCACCUCAACGCCUGGCACGACAAAACCAGCCGGAAAUUCUCAGAAAGAGGGAGACGGGAGGCCUGUCUGGCGGCAGCAAGAGAAGGGCAACAGCCACUUGGGAACUGCAAGGAAUCGUGAUGCCCAGAAAGCAUCGAAGAGCUGGGUACCUGAGGCGCCCAGGAAGGGCUGCAGUGGAAACCCGGAACAAGGUCCAAGGCACUCGGGCAGCGACUCCCAUAGAGCCCCAAAAAGGCAAUCCCCAACGACGACAGCACAGGCCGCAAUGUGGUGAACACUCACACGCGGCGCUUAGCAAGGGCGACACGCUACUAGCAAUCAGCGUGGAAGAGUGUGAGAGAGCCGCACCCUACAACAUCAUACUGCAGGACUGUAUCCUGACCCGAACAGGCAUCGGCUGA
This is a messenger RNA of Pelobates cultripes (western spadefoot toad), 555 nucleotides long. The record is from the annotation of a GenBank genome assembly. Lineage: Eukaryota; Metazoa; Chordata; Amphibia; Anura; Pelobatidae.